AUGUCUGAAGAGUUUAGAAGGUCGCUGAAGAAUAGGCUGCCGCCAAUGCUCCCGACGCGUGCGCCGUGGGCCGACCCUUCAGCCACUCCACAGGAGGAGGAAGAAGACGACGACGAGGAGGAGCUGGCAGACGACGUCGGCGAGAUGUCUAGACGAUUCUCAGUCCGUACAGACGUUUCGCCCCUCUCUGCCUCCCAGUUCUUUGAACAGGCGCUGGCAGUCACGCCGCCAGGCCGCGACGCGACGUUCCGCGUCUACCUGACCCCACCAACACCCGGCGCCGCUCCGUCCAAGACGAACCCGUUCGGCACAUACGUGAUUGCGCACCACGGCGCUGGUGCAUCGGGUCUCAGCUUUGCCGCUUUGGCAAAGGAGAUCAAGGCGCGCGCGCCUGACCUUGGUGUGCUCGCGUUUGACUGUCGCGGCCAUGGCAAGACGACGGUCGAGAAUGGAAGCAGCGACACGGACCUGUCGCGCGAUACUCUCGUGGCCGACUUUACUGCGCUGAUUGAGCAUGUGUUCCCCAACCCGAAGGAAUCGCCUUCCCUUGUCCUGGUCGGACACUCGAUGGGUGCUGUCCCAAUCCUCGCGGCCACUCCAGUCCUCCAGAAGAAUGGGUACAACAUUCCAGGUGUGGCUGUCCUGGACGUUGUGGAGGGAACCGCCGUCGAGUCCCUCCCGCGCAUGAAGGGUAUCCUGGGCAAACGCCCGACCUCCUUCCUCUCGGUCCCAGACGCGGUCCAGUGGCAUCUGGCGUCGGGCUCUGUCCGAAAUGCGGAAUCCGCGCGUGUGUCUGUCCCAAGCUAUGUCGUGCCCAUUCAGAGUGGAGCCGGACCGGACGAUAAGCAGCAAUGGCGUAUCGACCUUCUCAAGACAGAACCGUACUGGGCAGAAUGGUACGAUGGACUGAGUAACCUCUUCCUCACGGCGCGGUGUGCGCGGCUCCUUGUUCUCGCGGGACAAGAGAGGCUCGACCGUGAACUCAUGGUUGGCCAGAUGCAGGGCAAGUUCCAGCUGGAGGUCAUGCAGGAUGUUGGCCACUUUUUGCAAGAAGACGACCCGGCCACCCUCGCGACGACCUUGGUCGCAUUCUGGAAACGCAACACCCAAGUCCUCGUGCUCCCGCCCAAGAUUGGGGCGCCGGGCGGACUGGGCGGGCCCUCCGUGUCCGUCAAGCAUGUUGGAGAGAGAUAG
Messenger RNA from Apiotrichum porosum, 1194 nucleotides. RefSeq names its product Protein with carboxyl methyl esterase activity (gene PPE1). The record is from RefSeq and is a predicted model, not a curated record. Lineage: Eukaryota; Fungi; Basidiomycota; Tremellomycetes; Trichosporonales; Trichosporonaceae. The transcript has 8 exons. Gene Ontology annotation, biological process: protein demethylation. Gene Ontology annotation, molecular function: protein methylesterase activity. The coding region runs from base 1 to 1194 and encodes 397 amino acids.